AUGACUGUCUGCGCCGUAUUAUUAUUUUUCCUUCCUUUCCAAAACACAGACGAAGAUGGCGGAAGAGCGACAGAACCUUUUGGACGAUGAAGGGGAUAUCUCGUCUUCAGGUCCCAGAAAUGAAAGCGGACCGGUUAGACCGAUGUCCGCGCUCUGUGACCCGAGGCGGCUGCCUCACCGCAUUUUCGUCCUGCUUUUUAUGUGCUUUCUGGGAUUCGGAAGUUACUUCUGUUAUGAUAACCCCGCUGCUUUGCAGACUCAAGUCAUACAGGACAUGAAGCUCAACACGUCCAUGUUCAUGCAGCUCUAUGCCUGGUACUCCUGGCCCAACGUGGUGCUCUGUUUCCUGGGGGGCUUCCUGCUCGACAGGGUCUUUGGCAUCAGGCUAGGAACGAUAAUCUUUGCCCUGUUUGUCUGCGUUGGACAGGUUAUAGUUGCUGUAGGGGCACUUCUAGAUCUAUUCUGGUUAAUGGAGAUUGGACGCUUUGUGUUUGGGAUUGGAGGUGAGUCGCUUGCUGUGGCCCAGAACACUUAUGCAGUGAACUGGUUCAAGGGGAAGGAACUCAACUUGGUGUUUGGUCUUCAGCUCAGCAUGGCCAGGCUGGGUAGCACUGUCAACAUGAACAUCAUGGGCUGGGUGUACAACCGUGUCGCUGACCUGGUCGGCUCCACAGGACACACCACUCUGGGAGUCUCGCUCAUGAUCGCUGGGGCGACAUGUAUAUUCUCUCUGGUCUGUGCUCUGGUGUUGGGCUACCUAGACAAGAGGGCUGAGAGGAUCCUCAACAAGGAACAGGGAGCGACCGGGGAAGUGAUCAAGCUGACUGAUGUGAAGGACUUCCCCUUCCCACUGUGGCUCAUCUUCAUCAUCUGUGUGGGCUACUACGUGGCCAUCUUCCCUUUCAUUGGACUGGGACAGGUUUUCUUCAUUGAAAAGUUCAACUUCUCACCUCAAGAAGCAAGAGCAAUUAACAGUAUUGUGUACAUCAUCUCAGCCCCAGCCUCUCCUGUGUUGGGCUUCAUGGUGGACAGGACAGGGAAGAACGUGAUCUGGGUGCUGUGUGCCGUCGUCACGACACUCAUAGCCCACAUGAUGCUCGCCUUCACCUUCUGGAACCCCUGGAUCGCCAUGUCCCUGUUGGGUUUGUCCUACUCCCUGCUGGCCUGUGCCCUGUGGCCCAUGGUGGCCUUCGUGGUGCCAGAGCAUCAGCUGGGGACCGCCUAUGGCUUCAUGCAGUCCAUCCAGAACCUGGGCCUGGCUCUGAUCUCCAUGGCAGCAGGAUCUAUUCUGGACAACAGGGGAUACCUCUUCCUGGAGGUCUUCUUCACCGCCUGUGUCUGCUUGGCGCUGAUCGCGGUAGUGAUGCUGUACUUUGUUGAUUAUCUACGAGGAGGAGAUCUGAACCUCUCAGCCUCUGCCAGGGCCAAACUCCUGAAGGACUCCAAUUCAGAGUGAGCGGUCACACAGUCCUGGGCCCUCUGUACCAGCUGGCUGCACGGACAUGACCACAGCUGUCAAUCACCUGCUAGGGGGCGUGUCUGCACUACUCACUUCUCCAGUCUUGCAUUGUCACUGACCCCUCCCAGCAACAUACUGACCCAUCACAGCUCAGAUGCUGACCCCUCUGCUCUGACAUCACAUACCAACGCCGCCGCCUCGUCUCUCUGACUGCUCCCUCCAGUGGCUGUGUCAAGGGCUGGCUAAUGACUGAUUGGUGUUGUGUGCAUGCUUUGGAACCUCAAACCUCACACCAAUCAUACUUUAAUGUCAGUAGAGUGGGGCACCAGAAAGCACUGUUUAAAAGGUUUAUAAAUGUCUAGAACAAGACUCCAGGCUGAGUGACUUUUACUUCAGACAUGUAAAGUUAUUCACCGAUAACCCACAUCCAGAUAUGUCUUUUUGCUUAGUAAAGUCACCCACACCAUAAGAGGUGAAAUGGUUAGAUUUCUUCAUCUUUUAAGCAUCUUUCUCUAAAACCAGGAUGUUAGAAAGUACUUCGAUUGUCUAUCAAUGUUAUGUAUGUUUUGAAAAAGGAAUAUUGAUCAGAGAAGUAUUUUACAUUUUCACUUCCAAGUUUUUGAUUAUCAAAACAAGCAGUUGGUGUGCUUAACUUCUAAUACGCCCAUAAAUGUAUAAUCAUCAUGACGAAAAUGUCAUCAAAUUGGGAACACAAAACCAACCAAUCUCCUUUCCCGGCUUUUGUAUAGCGUGAGGUCAUUCUGAACAGUAAUCAUAUACACAUGAUCUAGUUUGACAGAUUUAUCCUGGAGGAUUUCAGAAUCGGCAUUGGGUUUAGUUCUUUAUAGCGCUGUUCCUUCAUUAAUUCUUUUCUUUGCUCCUGGCUGGUCAUAGAGGCUCGUAAAACGUCACACUGUCACACCGUCAAGGCUUUCAAAGUGAUAAAGGAAUUUUAAAGGGAAACAUUUUAUAUUUCAUUUCACCCAAUGUACAAAAAUAACACCACAUUUUGAAAGCAGCAGUUUUACAUUGACCUUUGAGAAAAUGACCUGGCUUAUGUGUAUGAAGGAGGACUUUUAACAAUACUAUAACAUUGGCAAUUGGGUGGAAACCCCUGCUGUACAACUGAAUGAAAGGAUAAAUACUUUGUUUUGUUGAUGUUGAUUGAUUAUUCUCAGGAAAUUGCCAAGAGAUACUUUCAUAUGUUGAAAACCACUAAAUCAAAUGAUCAUUCUAAUGACAAAAUCACUUUUGAUAGUUUUUUUCUAUUGUAAUGAAGGAUCUCUUCAGUCUUUAAUCCUGAGACAGUUUUCUGCAGGACAACCUGAGCUUGAACCAAGUGGCCUGUCGUAGCAUAGUAUUAGGUCAAAUUAUUGUGGUAGAGGAAGCCUAUCCAUAUACCAUUGAAGUUGUGAUGGCUGUUUGUUUGUCUUAGCUGUAGAAUAGGCUGUGUAAAUUUCACUAAGAGUGCUGUCUGUUUUUGAGUUGAACUAACAAAUGUCUAACAGCUCUAAAUAAAAUGUUCUAUUGCCUAGAACUGCCUAGAGCACAGGGCUCCAACCCUGUUCCUGGAGAACAACCCUCCUGUAGGUUUUCACUCCAACCCCAGCUCUAAAUAACAUGUUCUAUGGGUACUACUGCCUAGAGCACGGGGCUCCAACCCUGUUCCUGGAGAACAACGCUCCUGUAGGUUUUCACUCCAACCCCAGUUGUAACUAACCUGGUUCAGCUUAUCAACCAGCUAAUUGUUAGAAUCGUCUGUGCUGUAUUAGGGUUGGAGUGAACCUACAGGACGAUAGUGCUUCAGGAACAGGGUUAGAGCCCCCUGGCCUCGAGGUACCAUGUGUAGUCUUACAUUUCAUAAUAUACUUGUCGUAAUUUUAAAUCGCCACAGUUAGAAUAUUACACAUUUAAUGACAAUUUGGUUUAAAAAAAUAACUAAAACAAGCGGAUGUUCUUGUUACAUAGCUGAUGUUCACUGUGGUUGUUAAAUAACAUCAGGCCAUUGUGUCCUUGCCAGAUCUGAUUGUCAUUCUGUCAGAUCAAAUUGACUUUUAUAUACAACAGUAUUGUCUCAGGACGGCAAAUAAAAGUUUGUAAAAACAGA
This is a messenger RNA of Oncorhynchus gorbuscha (pink salmon), 3566 nucleotides long. RefSeq names its product major facilitator superfamily domain containing 1 (gene mfsd1). The record is from RefSeq and is a predicted model, not a curated record. The transcript has 16 exons. Gene Ontology annotation, cellular component: lysosome. Gene Ontology annotation, biological process: transmembrane transport. Bases 56 to 1456 code for a protein of 466 amino acids. Gene Ontology annotation, molecular function: transmembrane transporter activity. NCBI's taxonomy places the organism in Eukaryota, Metazoa, Chordata, Actinopteri, Salmoniformes, Salmonidae.